Cydia pomonella (codling moth) is the source of this 760-nucleotide messenger RNA. RefSeq names its product ubiquitin-like FUBI-ribosomal protein eS30 fusion protein (gene RpS30). NCBI's taxonomy places the organism in Eukaryota, Metazoa, Arthropoda, Insecta, Lepidoptera, Tortricidae. Bases 322 to 714 code for a protein of 130 amino acids. Gene Ontology annotation, molecular function: protein binding; structural constituent of ribosome. The transcript is spliced from 5 exons. Gene Ontology annotation, cellular component: cytosolic small ribosomal subunit; ribosome. The record is from RefSeq and is a predicted model, not a curated record. Gene Ontology annotation, biological process: translation.
ACAGAACUUGUCAGUCGGUAAGAACAAAGAAAACUAUACUCAAGCCUUUCUUUUGGGUGCUAAAUAGUACUAUAGCGCAAUAGCAACGAAAAUAAAGGCAUAAGUGUAGUUUUUAUCUUUUUAUUUACUGACAAAAUUGGUUUGCCAGACUAUAAUAUCUAUGGUCGUGCAUUAUAAUUUUACGGUAUUGUGCAACACCGUUGUAUCCGUUUCCGAAAACUGCCAUCUUUGUUUCUUUCGCUUGUCAGAAUUGACUGAUAAGGUUAGUAUAACCCGGAUUUACUAUUUAAUUUAUAAAAUUUCCAUGCUUAGGGCCUCAAGAUGCAGCUUCACAUCAGAGGACAGUCUACGCACGUUCUAGACGUCAAUGGACAAGAAUCCAUUGGUCAGAUCAAGGAGCGCUUGCGCGCCCUUGAGGGUGUUGAGGCUGAAGACGUGACCCUCUCGCUCUGCGGCGCUCCCCUUGAGGAUUCCUGCCUUGUGGCAGAGCUCUCCUCUGCUGAGCUGGACUUCACAGUGCCACUGCUUGGUGGUAAAGUGCACGGAUCCCUAGCUCGUGCUGGUAAGGUGAAGGGUCAGACCCCGAAGGUAGAGAAGCAGCAAAAGAAGAAGAAGAAGACCGGCCGUGCCAAGCGCAGGAUCCAGUACAACAGGAGAUUCGUGAACGUUGUGCAGACCUUCGGCCGUCGCCGCGGACCUAACUCCAACUCAUAGGUUUAUAUUGUAUAUAAAAUGCAAAUAUAACAUCUUAUUUGCAACA